AAUCCUACUAAGUAAAGUAUAUAUACUAGGUGUACAUUAUGCUUAAUUCGUUUAAACCCGUAAUCAAUGUUAUUUAAAAUAAUACACAUUUUUAUUUCAUUGCAUUCAUUUAAAAUUUAUUUAAUUUUUUGUAAUUAUUUACUUUUUUCAUAAAAUGAAACUUAAAGAAGUGAAGUGUCCGAUGUACUUAUAUAGUUCUAAAUAAAGUGAAAAUUAACCCUGUCCCUAAUUUUAAAUCGAUAUUUACUAACAUACAUAUAAUGUCUAAUCGUCAUAGAAGAACUCGAAUUUAUGGAGCCAAUUAUGACAUCGGAGAAAGUUAUUACAAAAAACAACUCAAUGAUUUAGACAACAAAACUACAUGUAACAGGAAUAUUAACACAUCCGUUGGCUUUGAUACCCUGAACGACAAUAAAACAAGUCCAAAAGUCAGUUUUAUGUGUUCUGAUUCGGAGUAUAAUGAUAAAGCUCUUAGACUACCACGUGUAAAUACUAAAUUUAGUGAUUUUGAGGAUGAGGAUCAUAAAACCUUUCCAAAACAGCUUACUGAACAUAAACAUUUUAGUGAUUAUGAAAAUGAAUUUUUAAAUGGAACAUCGAAACCCAAAGUGACUGACGUUAAUGUAGACAAUGCUGUUUCGCGUUGUCGUAAAGAUUUGGCUGAAGAUUUAAAUCGUUCAUUUCUCAAAUAUUCAUUUGCAAAUGAGAGCACUCCAAUGGAUUUUGAAAAAAAGGCUGUUUCGAGUGUGUCCGUUCGUUCCAAAUAUGUUUACGAUAAUGUUUCUAUAAAGGAAAAAGCUGAAGAUGAUUACGAAGCAUCACGUAGAGUAAAUGCAACAAAGGCACGUCUACAUGAUUUAGAGGAAGAAAUUACGAGUAUGACUAAUAAACAAAACGAACGCGAGAAACGAAAACAAAACUUAAAGAAAAUAUUGUCGCUGUCUUCGAAUAAUGAAAAUGUUGAAUAAUUGAUUGUUUAUGUAAUCUCUGAAUCUUUUAAUUAAAUAAAAUAUCGAAUUGAUGUUGCUUCGCUUGAAA
This is a messenger RNA of Lucilia sericata (common green bottle fly), 1038 nucleotides long. RefSeq lists its product as uncharacterized. Bases 261 to 968 code for a protein of 235 amino acids. The record is from RefSeq and is a predicted model, not a curated record. The transcript has 6 exons. NCBI's taxonomy places the organism in Eukaryota, Metazoa, Arthropoda, Insecta, Diptera, Calliphoridae.